AUGUCAAAAGCUUGUGAAGAAGGACUUUGGAAAAAGACAACAGAUGAUGAAAGAAAUGUUCUUCAUUUUGCAAGUGAAAAAGGAAAUCUUAGACUUAUCAAAUCUCUCAUCGAAAGCAACUGCGAUAAAGAAUCAAAGGCUAAUUAUGGAUAUACACCACUCAUUUUUGCAUCAGAAAAAGGUCAUCUUUAA
Molecule: messenger RNA, 192 nt
Organism: Trichomonas vaginalis G3
Lineage: Eukaryota; Parabasalia; Trichomonadida; Trichomonadidae
Product: protein ubiquitination
Exons: 1
Coding region: 1-192 (63 amino acids)
Molecular function (GO): protein binding
Source: RefSeq, a predicted model, not a curated record